This is a messenger RNA of Oryza sativa Japonica Group (Japanese rice), 2384 nucleotides long. RefSeq names its product DEAD-box ATP-dependent RNA helicase 1-like. Gene Ontology annotation, molecular function: ATP binding; nucleic acid binding. Lineage: Eukaryota; Viridiplantae; Streptophyta; Magnoliopsida; Poales; Poaceae. Gene Ontology annotation, cellular component: nucleus. The record is from RefSeq and is a predicted model, not a curated record.
CCGCGAAUUCAUCACACUACUCCACGCCCUAAUUCGCCGCCGCCGCUUACUCACCUCCUCGCCUGUCGCCUCUCGGUGCGAGUUCUACUCACCGGCGCCGGCGACGGCGACGACCCUGGUUGGCGGUUGAAUCGUCGUCCUCGGCGUGUGAUGGUGGUGGCCAUGGCGACGAAGGAGGAGGAGGGUGGGCCGUCGAGCCGCGUGCCUCACCUUCCGUGGAUGCGGAACCCCGUCGACAUCGACUCCUUCUCCGGCUGCCCCGUCGCGCACCUUCCCCGUCUCGAUCCCAGGUUGGUGAAGCCAUUGCAGAGAAUGGGGAUAGAAUCAUUUUUUCCAGUUCAAGUAGCAGCAUGGCUGGAAACUAUUGGUCCUGGUGCUUUUGAGAGGGAUAUCUGUAUUAACUCCCCAACUGGAUCUGGCAAGACUCUUGCUUAUGCUUUGCCUAUCGUUCAAAUGCUCGCUACUCGAAAAGUAAGGUGCUUGCGUGCUUUGGUUGUGCUACCUACAAGGGAUUUAGCAUUGCAGGUUAAAGAGGUUUUUGAUGCUAUUGCUCCUGUUGUGGGCUUGUCAGUAGGCUCAGCAGUUGGUCAAUCAUCAAUAGCGGAUGAAGUUUCAAAUCUUAUUGAGAAGUCUAAACAAGGGCUUUUCCCAAGUCUUGAUGAAGAAUAUAUCCAAAUGGAACCACAGACUAAAGUUGAUAUAUUGGUGGCAACUCCUGGAAGACUGAUGGAUCAUAUCAGCAUGACAAAAGGUUUCAGCCUGGAGCAUCUUCAAUACCUGGUUGUUGAUGAGACGGACAGGAUGUUGAGAGAAGCUUAUCAGUCUUGGUUGCCAACAGUUAUCCAGCUUACUCGCUCGAGUGAUCAAAACCAUUCCUGGUCAGACAUGAACGGAGAAACUCUACUGCAUCCAUUGACUACCAUUAGACGAUCGGGUGUUGAGCGUGGUUUUAAAGGUAAAUCCUUUCCAAGAUUGGCGAAGAUAGUUUUGUCUGCCACACUGACUCAAGAUCCUAGCAAGCUUUCUCAACUUGAGUUGCAACAUCCCUUGCUGUUGAAUAGUGGAAAGAAGCGCUACAGAAUUCCAACAAAGCUUCAGUCCUACAAGCUGGUCUGUAAAUCAAAUUUAAAACCACUAUCUCUGAUUGUUCUUCUCCAAGAGCUGCGUGGGGAAAAAUGUUUAGUUUUUACUUCAUCUGUGGAAUCCAGUCACAGACUGAGCACCUUGCUGGAAUUUUUCGAAGACUUGCCCUUCAAAUUUAGUGAAUAUUCACGUUUGCAACGUGAAUCGACUCGGAGGAAGACACUGGAUGCCUUCAAGGAAGGGAAGAUAGAUGUUCUGAUUGGUACAGAUAGAAUGGCUCGAGGAAUUCAUAUUGAUGGCUUAAGAUAUGUUAUCAAUUAUGACAUGCCACCGUAUGUAAAAACAUACAUCCACCGAGCAGGUCGUACUGCUCGGGCGGGAGAGUCUGGUUCUUGCUUCACAUUUUUAAGGAAACAUGAGGUUAAGGCUUUUGACAAAAUGCUCAAGAAGGCAGAUAAUUCUAGCUGCAGUCUUCAUUCACUACCAGAGGAAUCGGUAGAAACCCUUCGCCCAGUUUUUUCCUCUGCUCUAAAGAAAUUGGAAGAGUCUCUUGAAUCAGAAGCAACAAAGAAAUCUAAGUCGGGAGAUAAAGCGCCUAAUGCUUCUAAAAGAAAGAGAACCAUCAAUACGUGAAGCAGUAUAGAUUAGUUGAAGUUCUAAUUUAUUCUUUGUAUGAUGUAUCUGCAUCUGCUACAUAGAUUUGUGAUUCCAAUGCUGUCUCCUUUAGGUGAUUCUCGCCUAUGAUAAUUCUGCAACAGGCUCAGCAUUUAAUCAUGGAUGUCCAAAACAAGAGGGAUGGUUUGAUGUGUCAUGUAAUCCAUUUGCCGUGCAAUCCCCAAGCAGCUUUCCCCAUCCCUGCAACCUGCUGCUUAUUUUUGGUGCACGGUACAGUAGUUCUCUUCUGCUUUUACACCAGGGAAGGAAUUCUUCUUUCCUUCUGUAGUUAUAAUACAUCCACUGCUUUUCAUGGCUAGGAAGGAAUCUACCCCAAAGUAAAGUUGGGUACGUUCACAUCAAUGUAUCGUCGCUGUUAACCUUUUUGUUAGGCUUUACACUUGAAAUAUCUAUUACUAUUACAGUCUCUGUUAGUAAUGCGGUUUGUUACUCCAUUUUCUAGUGCCUUUGAGAUUCCAAAUUUCAGGCAGAAGGUUGAGAAUCCCUUGGCCUUUGUUUCGGUUCAUUUUCCUUUUUGCAACAGUUGUGCGGCUUCAUCUGUCUCGCAUUAAAAUUUUUUCAUCAUCUUGUGUCCAGUCUUGUAUUUUGGUUUUCUCUAGAGCAAUUCUAGACUAUUUUUCAUUGUA